AUGGCAGUGCGGCAGAACAAUGGCGGUAAGGUGCGGCCCGUACUCGAUUACCGUGAGCUAAAUGACUGCGUGACUGCCUUCACUGCCGACAGCGACGUAUGCUCUGACCAACUAAGGAAGUGGCGCCGGCAUGGAGAGAACGUGUCCGUCCUCGACCUACGCAAGGCGUAUCUACAGGUGCGUGUAGAUCGGCAGUUGUGGCCUUUCCAGACCGUGAUGGUGAGAGGUCGGCGGUACUGCUUAACGCGCCUUGGUUUUGGCCUCAACAUCGCUCCACAAGUUAUGAAAGCAGUUGUCAAGACCAUCCUGGCUCAAGACUCUAAGAUCGAACAAGCAGUUUUGCCGUACGUAGACGACCUGCUCGUGAAUGAAGACCUGGUCAGUGCAGAGCAGGUUGCUGCACACUUCGCGAGUUACGGGCUGGAGUGUAAACAGCCAGUCCGUGUGGCGGACGGGGCACGCUUGCUGGGUCUACGCGUACGUCCGGUGAACGGGGAACUGCAAUGGACGCGAGACAACGCAGUUGCCGUGCCACCGAAACAAGUGACCCGCCGUGCAGUGUUUGCGUGGUGCGGGCGACUGAUCGCUCAUUUGCCGGUGGGCGGCUGGCUGCGACCGGCAGUGGCAUGGAUAAAACGGCAGGUGAACGCUAGUACCCGGGGCUGGGACGACGUGACGGGGAUGACGCGCUGUGCGAGCAGAUGGAUUACGUGUCAAGCAGGCUGUCCAAAGAAGAUCCGUGCUGUGGGCAAUGGAGCUGCCAUCGAGGACGCAUGCUGGAUUAGAAGAGAUGAGAGCUCCCACAUUAACAUGGCUGAGCUGGACGCAGCAGUUCGUGGCGUCAAUCUGGCCAUCGCGUGGGGCAUGCGAACCAUCGAUCUGCGAACAGACUCUGCGACUGUCUACCGCUGGAUUGACGAUGCGCUGAGUGGCCGGGCACGUCUUCGCACCAAGGCUCAUGGGGAGAUGCUGAUUCGCCGUCGGGUAGAUGUCAUCCGGCAGCUGGUGACGGAACUUGAGCUGGUCAUGUCUGUGACGCUCGUACGCUCCUCAGAGAACCGCGCCGACGCCCUCACGCGAGUCCCAGGGGAGUGGGUGCGAGUGACGCGUGCUGAAGCACGUGCUACUGUGCGGCAGUGUGAGGUGUGCCGCAAGAUCGACCCAGCGCCGGCGAAGUGGCAGCACGGGUCAUUAAGUGUGACUGAGACGUGGUGGCGUCUGGCGACAGAUGUUACCCACUACCUCGGUAGCGCCUACCUGUCCCUUGUCGACUGCGGGCCGUCUCGGUUCGCUGUGUGGCGGCACUUACGUCGUCCAGAUGCGGACACCGUCGUCAGUCACCUGGAACAAGUCUUCUGCGAGCGAGGAGCGCCGGCGGAACUGCUCUGUGACAACGACACUGUCUUCCGAGGCCGGCGAUUCGCAGCUUUCGCGGCGCGCUGGGGCGUGUCGCUGCGCUUCAGAGGGGCAUACGCACCGUCUGGUAACGGUAUCGUGGAAAGGAACCAUCGCACGGUGAAGGUGAUAGCAGCGAGGAAGGGCUGCUCCGUUGCUGAGGCAGUCCACCUGUACAACGUGACGCCCCGGGACGGGGAAACUGUGGCAUCAGCUCCCGUGAGUGGUAUUUACCGGUACCGAGUACGAGACUGCGUGCGGCACGAUCAGGUACAGCGUGCCGUUCACACCUCCCCUGAUGUUGCAAGGAAGAACUACACGGUUGACGAUGCAGUGUGGGUUCGGAGGCGGGGCGAGCGCUGCACCUCAGCAUCGCAGCCCGGCGUCGUCACCAGGGUGAACUCGCCGCAGGUGGUAGAGGUUGAUGGAGUCCCACGACACGUCAGGGACUUGAGACACCGCAGCAGCCUCUCAGUGAACGAAGCUGGCACUCCAGAUGAACCGGGAGUAGAAGAUGAACCCCCGCUUUAUGUUGACGCGCAAAGCCAGCUGCUGCAGCCGCAGGUGGCUGAACCCCCACCUGAGGCACCACGAGAAGCCGUGCUUCGAAGGAGUACCCGUGAGCGGCACCCUCCGCAGCGAUAUUGUUGUGAUCCUGGAGAUCAGGGGGGUAUGUAA
Portunus trituberculatus (swimming crab) is the source of this 2073-nucleotide messenger RNA. RefSeq lists its product as uncharacterized. The coding region runs from base 1 to 2073 and encodes 690 amino acids. Gene Ontology annotation, biological process: DNA integration. The record is from RefSeq and is a predicted model, not a curated record. Lineage: Eukaryota; Metazoa; Arthropoda; Malacostraca; Decapoda; Portunidae. Gene Ontology annotation, molecular function: nucleic acid binding; RNA-DNA hybrid ribonuclease activity. The transcript is spliced from 3 exons.